AUGGCCCAGUCACCCCCUCCUCGGAGCCUCCAGGGCUUCGACCACUGGGUCUUCUCCCAGAGCUGGGGCUGGACCCAGCACUCAGAUUCCACGUCCCCGGCCUCAUCCUCGGAUUCAUCCGGAUCGUGUCCCUGCUACAUCGCCCGCCGGCCCUCGCAGUCCACGGGCCUGGCCCGCAGCUCGAGCAAAGCCCAGGCCGCCCCGACGGCGACCCGACGUGCGCGCCCCGCGCCGGCUGGAGGACAGCGGCAGAGCGCUAGUGAGCGGGAGAAGCUGCGCAUGCGCACACUCGCCCGAGCGCUGCAUGAACUGCGCCGCUUCCUGCCGCCGUCUGUGGCGCCUGCUGGCCAGAGCCUGACCAAGAUCGAGACUCUGCGACUGGCCAUCCGCUACAUCGGCCACCUGUCGGCCGUGCUGGGCCUCAGCGAGGACAGUCUGCAGAGCAGGCGCCGACGGAGCGCAGACACCGCGUCCUCUCACCGAUGCCCUCUGUGCCCCGACGGCAGCCAGUCGCAGGCUCAGUUGCUUGGCUCUGGCCUGGGAUCAACCAUUAGUAGUGGGGUGUCCUGGGUGUCCCCUCCCGCUUGUCCCGGACCCCGAGUUUCACCUGAAAACCUUGGGAGCAGGAUCUCCAACGUGGAUCCCUGGGUGACACCUCCUUAUUGUCCCCAAAUACAGUCACCCUUGAACCAGUCCUUAGGAAGAGUCCCCGACACCUCUCACUGGACACCACCCCAAGCCUAUUCUGGUGUGCAGACAUCCCCAGAGCCUAGCAACAAGACUGGACUCUGGUCACCAUCCACUGCUUCCGCAGAGCUGACUGAAGUGUACCAGAGUCUUUCCGUGUCUCCAGAACCCUGCUUGUCCCUGGGAAGCCCACCCCUCCUGCCCCGCCCUUCGUGCCAGAGACUACAGCCUCAACCUCAGUGGGGCUGCUGGGGCCACCAUGCAGAGGCGCUCUCCAGCUCCGAGGACCAAGGUUCCGGUCCAGCCUUCCGGCUCCCUGUACCCAGCCCCACCCCGGGCUCAAGCCUGCAACUCAGUAGCUGUCCUGAACUUUGGCAGGAAGACCUGGAGGGACCCCCACUGAAUAUCUUCUACUAA
Molecule: messenger RNA, 1104 nt
Organism: Microtus ochrogaster (prairie vole)
Lineage: Eukaryota; Metazoa; Chordata; Mammalia; Rodentia; Cricetidae
Gene: Mesp2
Product: mesoderm posterior bHLH transcription factor 2
Biological process (GO): regulation of transcription by RNA polymerase II; somite rostral/caudal axis specification; heart morphogenesis
Cellular component (GO): nucleus
Molecular function (GO): protein dimerization activity; RNA polymerase II cis-regulatory region sequence-specific DNA binding; DNA-binding transcription factor activity, RNA polymerase II-specific
Source: RefSeq, a predicted model, not a curated record